Spodoptera exigua (beet armyworm) is the source of this 5085-nucleotide messenger RNA. The record is from the annotation of a GenBank genome assembly. Lineage: Eukaryota; Metazoa; Arthropoda; Insecta; Lepidoptera; Noctuidae.
GCCGUCAUUUGUUUUUUGACGUGUACACACGUUCGAGCGGUGUUUGUUGUGGUUUUUAAAUGGAAAAAUAUCGUAAUUUUUCAAUUAUCAAAUUGAAAACUACUCGCCGCAUCUGAACUAUAAGUGUUAAUGCGUACAACAAAAUUUGUUUCGUUGUAACUAUGUGUAAGACGUGAAUGUUGUGUUAAGAUUUCGAACUGGAUAUUCUGUGGUACACUAUUACGAAUUUAGUAAUGUUUUUUGUUUACUUUCGCGUUCAAUGCUUAGCAAGAACAAAUUUACCAGGAAUAUGGACGAGAUAAACAGUUCAUGACGUUUAGUUUAUUAGAAAAACGCUAGUAAAACGUAUAUUCAAGAUGCGUCUUAAUGUUAAGAAAGCCCUCAUAUUUGUGGGCUGUGUGGUGUUCUUAUGGCUAUUAAUAUCAUAUGCUUCUGUGAUAGAAGUACCAAGACCUGCUCCACAAAGAGAUCCUACUGUAGAAAUAGAAAAUAAGAUAAUAAAGCUCCAAAAGCAAGUUGAUGCACAGAUGGCUGAAAGUAAAAGCCUUUUAGCAAAAGUAAAGAAAUUAAAACGAAUAUCAGAAGGUGAAAAUACUGGAGGUGAAGAUGAAAAUCUUAAAGAUGCAGAAGUAGUGCAGCAUCUUACUCAACCAAUCCUGCCGGUUCUAGUGAUAGCCUGCGACAGGGUGACAGUACAAAGGUGUCUGGAUAAUCUCGUCAAAUUCAGACCCAGUAAAGAAACCUUCCCAAUUAUUGUUAGCCAGGAUUGCGGCCAUAACGCGACCUAUGAAGUCAUCACGUCAUUCACGGCGUCCGAUCCCACGAUCUCGGUCGUCCGACAGCCUGAUUUGUCGGAGAUAGUACUGCCACGAGUCAAAGUGAAGUUUCGAGGAUAUUACAAAAUAGCCAGGCAUUAUAAGUUCGCGUUGAACCACGUAUUCGAGACGUUGGGACAUGAAGCCGUCAUCAUUGUUGAAGAUGACCUUGAUAUAUCUCCAGACUUCUUCGAGUAUUUUCUUGGCACCUAUCCCCUUCUGCUCAAAGAUCCAUCGCUGUGGUGCAUAUCAGCAUGGAAUGACAACGGGAAGAUGGAAGUGAUAGACAUGUCGCGACCUGACUUGCUGCACCGCACCGACUUCUUCCCCGGCCUCGGCUGGGUGCUCAGGAAGGAGAUGUGGGUCAAACUGGCUCCGAAAUGGCCGGCUGCUUUCUUUGACGACUGGCUCCGUAACCCAGUAAACAUUGAUGGUAAGGCCUGCAUCAGGCCUGAGAUAUCUAGGACAUACUCCUUUGGAAAGGUGGGUGUGAGUAAAGGUCUCUUCUUCGAUCUCCACCUCAGGAACAUUCAGCUCAACAUGGAGUACGUGGAGUUCACCAAGCUCAACCUUACCUAUUUGCUCAAGGAUCAUUACGACGAGUCUCUAGCAUCGACAGUGUACAACCUGCCCGAGAUGUCGGCGAGUGAGGUCGUGGCUAGCUCGGAUUUGAGUUCAGAUCCCGUCCGCGUCAUGUACAGCAACGCGAAGACCUACCAGCGCGCCGCCAAGAAACUGGGUCUUAUGGACGAUUUUAGGAGUGGAGUCCCUCGCACGGCGUACAGAGGUAUAGUGACGUGUUACAUAAAAGGACGCCGAGUCUACCUCGCCCCCACCUUCGAAUGGACCAAAUAUGACCCCUCAUGGGGCUAACGAACAAUCCCCCUAUUUCUAGACCCCCAUAGUGGUGACAACAAUAUGAUACGGUAAUAAGAACUUUAAUGAUAUUUGGAUAAAGUUUAUUUUGGCUGCUCCUUUCAAUGUCACUCUCCCUUCCCCCAUUAAUCUAAGCAGGCUGUUUCUCUUAUGUUCUCAUAACUAUUCGACGUCACCUUUUCAAGAGAUUGGGCGUACAGUUCUAAACUUUUGGUGUUUAUAGGCUCCUGUAAUGGCUUGAAACUAGUCGAGCGCCCUUUUCGGGCAAAAUUCCUUUUUAAAAUGCAACGCAUAACGCAUGUCUCUGACGUUGUGAGUGUCAGUGUAUUUAAAAUUAAUCAAAAGCCAACGUCAUAUCGUAAUUUUGAAUAGUAACUGUCGUGAAACAUUCUUAAUACAUUGAAAAUAAAGUAAAAGUCUUUACAGUUUAUUUACGUGUGAGAGAAUUCGUUAUUUUCAAUACAUCAACGUCUUAACAUUCAUUUCAAUUAGACCAUUUAAGACAGACAGUUAAAAAGUGUCUGUCUGUCGGUCUGUCCUCUAGGGAAGCUCUUUGACUUGUCAAGCAUCAGAUUUCGGCCGUACUAGUGUAACUACUAUCUUAAAUAUUGAAAAAUGUGUAAAUACAAUUUGUACUCGGGAUCUUUUCGAAUAUUUACACUAUAUUGAAUAGAAUUUUAAAUUUUAAAAGAGCUAACUAUACUAUUCAUAGAGAAAAAGAUAAGUUUUAAUGUAAGAGCUGAAAAUUUAACAUUUCGAUCGCCAUGGUCGGCUGUAGACGACAUACGAAAAAUAAACUAUUACUUGAAUAUUCCUCAUAAUUUAUACUAAUACUCAGGAACUAUUUGUUCGAUUUGAAAAAAAAAAAUAUUUGUUUUUAAUAGACCACUUAUUGAAGAAGACUUGAAGCUAUUAAACAUCACGCUACAAUCUGUAGGAGCCGAGCCGCUGGUGAAACCGUGCGACAGUAGCUAGUUAAGUAGGUUUGUCGGCUAAUGCGGAUCAUGGCGGUCAAAGGGUUUAGGAACAUCAUAAAAAAAAACAUCUGAAUGGAAUGUUAUUUCUGGCAAACCAUUUUUUGUGUGAAUAAAUUUAGCUCAUACAAAAAAACUCAGUUCACUGCUCAUAAAAUACUUAAAUAUCAUUGCGUUGAAGCCAUAUUUUCGUUACCAAAACCUCCCUUUUAUCUUUGUCGAGCUUACUUUAUAAAUUAUCGAAUUAUUCUUUAUCCACAUAUAAAUCUUGUAACAAUGUCGAACACGCCAAAAAAGGAUGAGUAGUUUCUUUUCUCUACUCACUAGAUGGCGCGGUAAUAAAAAGAGUCCAUGACUUGACACUAGAAAAUUGUCUAUUGAACAAACAGUACUUGAUGUCAGUGCCAUCUACUGAGCUUAAAGCGCGUUUAAUCGCGAGCGUCGCAACCUCUAUUUGGCGAAGCCAUUCGAGAGUUGUGUGCCUACAAAUAUUUAGGAUGAUAAUUUUUAACCGACUUCAAAAAACGGAGGAGGUUCUCAAUACGUCGGGAUCUUUUUUUAUAUUUUAUUAUGCUAAUAUGACUUCAAUGUAGUGGUAUUUCAUUAAAAAAGAAUAUAUAUAAUAUUAUCUAAUGCCAAUAUUAUAAGUCGAGUCGACUUAUUUUACAUUAAUUUAGUACCUAAUUGGUUUUUAGUAACUUUGUGAACUAUAUAUAAAGUUACUAAAACUUAAAGCAAAGUGAUUUUAGGUAAUUUUGUACAUAUAAUAAGUGUAUUUAAGUAAUGUAAUUCUCCGUCGUACUCAGAGACAUUUAAUGAUUACUUAGGGCCUGCUGAUUGUGAUUUUUUGUUGCUAAGUUGAGUGCAAUGAAGGUAUAGGAGUGUGUGACGUGACAAUACGGUGUCUAAUAUUUGCAGCGUGACUGAUAGCCGACCUGUAGGCCUACCAUGACAUGUUAAAGCGUGGAUCUUCAGGGCGAGAAAGAGGGAUGGAGCUAUACACCUUUUAUAGCUCCAUCCCUCUUUCUCUGUGGCAGUCUGCUCACUAGAGAUUUUUGUUUGGUUUUAGAAGCGUAUUUCAUUUUGAAGUCCAUUACAUUGGUGAUAGUUUACAAAAUUCAAAAUCAACUACGGGCCUCAAAUUGUUGCUUAGUAACGAUAUUUUUUCGAAAACAAUUAUCUGUAUCCAUUGGACUUAAGUAACCAUUAAAUGACUCUGAGUGUCGUUUAGUAUUUAAGGUGAAUUGGUAAUGCAUUUUAUUAUAAUGCCAACUAGAUUUGUGCCCGCGCCUUUGACCAUAGUCAUGAGAAAAAAAUAGUCUAUAUCUCUCUCUGGAUACCAGACUGGAAAGGUUAGCUUGAGUAAAUGCAAAAGUACCAGCUCUACGCAUUAAAUAACUGUAUUUUGCAACAGAUCUCAGAAAAAGUUAAGAUUACUUAGCCAUAAUUAUCUUUAUUAUUCUUAAAACUCGUCAGUAAAAAAAUCUAAUUAAGACAAUAUUUUAUUAUGUUGCCUCUACAGUGUAUUUGUUUAUUACAAUUUUAUGAAGACCAACUGACUGGUAUAUGCCAGUUACACAGACAAAGGUACAAAAAUAAGCAUUUUUUAUUUAGUAAUGGGCAUUUGUCCUAUUUGGGUAAGUGAUGAUGCGACAUACGAUGGUGCACGUCUACCCAUAAGCAACCUAUUCACUCGGACCUUUAAGACGUUCAGGUUAUAUUAUACCCUUCGAUUAACACAGACUCUGACACAGAAUUCCACUCCUUAGCGGUUCUUAAAGCUUUAUACGCCAUAUUUUUUUUUAUAAAACAUUUCCCGCAGACAUGGGGUUUUUCUUUAGGUGAAAUUCAUUUGUGUACAAUAUUACUGUUUUCAACUUAAAAUAAUUCCCUAAUUUUCACAUCACAAAAUUACAUGAGUUCACAGUGUUUUUUUUUAUUAGCCAUAUUUGUUAUAAUGAACAUGACAGCCCACUGCUAGCUGCCAUGGUUCGCCUGAUCGCAGUUUAUCAGAAAGCACUGCUGCCUGGUUUCUGUCAAAUUCUUAUUGUUAUAAAAUGCAUUAUCAACUAAUUUUUGUUCGCCAACUAGCUUAAUAAGCUAUUCAAUGUACAACCCGAAUGAUAGCCUGAAUUUCCAACUCUGACAAAUGAUUAUUUAAUAAUAUACUGCGGCCUCGGUCCUGCAGGAGAAAGAACGGGGUGGUUUUUAGUCAGUCAAUAGCCGACACUCUACAUCGCCUUACCAAGGGUUGGAAAAGUCAUUUGAUGAUUUUCCCCCUCCACAAAAGUUUUUAGUUGAUUUCUUCCAGGAUUCGCGCGAAAACCGUAUUUCUAACAGAAUAGUAAUUAAGGUUAUGUUAUAACCUAAAACCAGGUUCUAAGAAAUAUCAGAAAUAAAUCUAUACUAUUAUUAUUAUU